Seriola dumerili (greater amberjack) is the source of this 2953-nucleotide messenger RNA. It is a transcript of the gene grinaa, whose product is annotated as glutamate ionotropic receptor NMDA type subunit associated protein 1. Gene Ontology annotation, biological process: negative regulation of apoptotic signaling pathway. NCBI's taxonomy places the organism in Eukaryota, Metazoa, Chordata, Actinopteri, Carangiformes, Carangidae. Gene Ontology annotation, cellular component: Golgi apparatus; endoplasmic reticulum; membrane. Bases 145 to 1188 code for a protein of 347 amino acids. The record is from RefSeq and is a predicted model, not a curated record. The transcript has 7 exons.
CGUGUGGUGACGUCAACGGCUCUCAACCCAGUUGUUCAGUUCAGACCACCCGGAGGAGGAGGAGGGAGAGUUUAUUUCGGCAGCUACUCUCAAAUACAUAUAUUAAAGAUUGUUCUUGCAGCAGAGUGAGCCUUCCCUCACACCAUGUCUCAAGACAAGAGUGGAUACCCUGGUAUGGGUGAGACCAACCCACUUCAUAACAACGUCUAUGGCCCCCCUCAGCCGGGUUUCGGCAUGCCCCCUCCCAACUACAGCCAGGCGCCAGGGGGACCAUACCCACCAGCAGCUGGCUACGGGCAACCAGGCUUCCCUCAGGCAGCCCCAGGUUUCGCCCCUGGUCCUUACCCUCAGAUGCCUUACCCUCAGAUGCCCUAUCCACAGGGGCCCUAUGCUCAGGGGCCAUAUCAGCAAGGAACCCCACAGCCAGGCUUUCCCGGAGACCCCAUUGCACCUGCAGGCAGCCCUGGUUAUCAUGGUGACGUGCCUCCAUCUUACUACGACAAUGAGGAGUUCACCAACUCUGGCUUUGAAGAUAAGACCAUCCGACAAGCCUUCAUCAGAAAAGUCUUCAUGGUUCUCACGGUGCAGCUGCUGGUCACUUUUUCCUUCGUUGCCGUCUUCACCUUUGUCGAUGAUGCCAAGUACUUUGUGCGACGCAAUCCAUGGACAUACUACGUGUCCUACGCAGUCUUCUUUGUGUCACUAAUCGUCCUCAGUUGCUGUGGAGACUUCCGCCGCAAGCACCCCUGGAAUUUGAUUGCACUGUCCAUCCUGACCCUGAGCCUCUCCUACAUGGUGGGUAUGAUCGCCAGCUUCUACGACACAGAGACCGUCAUCAUGGCCGUGGGCAUCACUGCAGUGGUCUGCUUCACUGUCGUCCUCUUCUCGCUACAGAGCAAAUAUGACUUCACCUCCUGUCGGGGCGUGCUGUUCGUCUGCCUGAUCGUGCUGUUGCUCUUCUCCAUCCUCUGCAUCUUCAUCCGCCACAGGAUCCUGCACAUCGUCUAUGCCUCACUGGGGGCCCUGCUCUUCACCUGCUUUUUGGCUGUGGACACUCAGCUUCUCCUGGGCAACAAGAAGCUGGCCCUGAGUCCAGAGGAGUACAUUUUUGCCGCCCUCAACCUGUACACUGACAUCAUCAAUAUCUUCCUCUACAUCCUGGCUAUUGUGGGCCGCUCCCGCGAAUGAGCACUUUAAAGGAAACAGCUGGUAGCCAGAGAAUGCCUCCCAUUAUCGUGAAAUGUCUCUAACAUGCCCUUUGAUCUCUGACUCCUUUUACUUUUUCCCCCAUUUUACUCUUUAUUUCCUCUCCAAUCAUACACACAGUUCUUUUUUUAAACAGGUGGUAUGACUGCGGAGGAGAUGCAGCUGGUUGUAAAAUGCAGCUGAGAGGGACACUUAAAUACAAAUACUAAUACUCAAAUACAAAUCUUGCCAUUAAUGACAGAAUGCAAUGAUCUGUCUUUUCCUCAUUUUGACUGUUCUGCUUGCUCUAACUGUCCUCUGCUUCUACUAACACAGAUGGCUACAUUAUAUCUACAUUACCCAUCUCCCAACUUCCAGUUUGGCAUGGCACAUACAGUAUAAAACCUGUUAUCCUGUGAGUGCUUGGCACUCGGCCUUGCCUUGCUGCAGAGAUUAAAUGGGAAAAGAGCGGGGAAGAUAUCUGUGGCGCUUAAUAUUGAUGCAAACCAGCUUUGCCUGAAGAGAAGAAGUUAGUGCUAGAAAUAUCCCCUCCUUCAACCUGUCUGUUUUCCCAAACUUAUCUCUCCCUUUUCAAACUGCUGGUGUAAAGUAACUCUGCAUGGCAGCAUUGGAAACACAACUAAAUAUGUGUUACAAUUCUCUACAACUACCAGAGGAAUACCUCUAGCUUGCUUGUCACUGCUGUAAAUAGUUAAGUGUAUUAAUGUAUAUGAUGCUAAUCUCCCCCUGCCACUGACAGGGAUUCUGGGAUGAUUCAUAUGGAUGUGUGGCUUUGUGGGAAAAAUGUGCUCUGAUAUCAGAACUUUGCUGACCCAGUUAAUUAACUCAAAUACUUCAGUGGCAUAAGAAUGAAGAUCAGCGUUGGAUGUGUAUAACAAAUAUGAACAUAAAUUAAUAUUUAUAAACUAUAUAUUCUUAUGUAAUAUCUUUUCAAAAGGAAGAACAUUUUAGUUCUGAAAUCACUUGUAGGAUUCCAAAGCAGAGAUGUUCCCUUACCUUCUUUGAAUUUUUUUUUCUUUACAGUCUUCAUUAAUCUCCUCUUGUGUGGUCAUCAACGUGAAGUGACAUUUUAUUGCUGUAUUUAUUUUUUCUUGUUGCAAACAAUGUGAAAUAAUGAAGUAUUGGGAUUUCUGACAACUUUUUAAUCAAGCUAAUCCAGGUUUCAGAACUUCUGAAUUCUAAAACCGCUAAUGAAGUAGAUGGACACCAAACUUGAAGGAAGUGGUACUCAUGACUUUUCUAUUUAUUAAGCUUGAUGUAGAUAGCAGGGUUGCAAAGAUGUGAUUGGGUAUCCAUAACAUGCUGGAUGCAUAAAAUACAAAGUGAAACAGGCAGUAAGAUUCAAUAUGCACUGGAAGCCAAAAUACUUCUACACUCAAACACACAGAACUUGAAUGAUAUAUUUAACGUGAACAUUUUUUAUUCUGUAACUUCUGUUUUGAUUUUUCACCUUUUGCAUGACUCUUUCUCCCAUUUGCAUGUGCUGAUAAUGCACACUGUACAGCUACUCCUGUUUUGAAGAGACACAGUGUUGUUUGGCAGCCCUGUUAGACUUUUUUUUAAAACUCUUGUGUUUGUAUCUAACGUGUACGUGUAUAUAGAACUCCUUAGUGGUUUGACAUGUAUAGAUAAAGUAAGUUUUGGGCUUUGUAGGUCUAUUUGCAUUGUAUAUUUGCAUUAAAGUGGAACCACAUUCCUCUACACAGCUGUUGGCUUUUCAUUAAAACUGAUACAAUGGAAAGAUUAA